AAUCCGCCGGCCUGUUGGUGGAAAUCCCCACGUGGUUUCCACUCCGUAUAAAGACUUUGGGUGCGGAGUCUCCGUGGAUCGCAAAGAGACAGAAAAGGGGUGUUGCAGCAGUAACGCAGUAACGCAGCUGAGCAUCCAGAAACACACGGGCGCGUAAAAGACACGGACACACCGGGACUCGCAGCUCCACAAGUGCACUUUCUGCUGUUUUUUUCUUCUCUUACUGUGGGUCACACGGAUGGAAAGUAGUCGCCAGGUGGUUUUCCUCGCUCAUGUUGUGGCGUUUCUUUGUCUGAUGCGGCAGAUUUGAACUGAAAGUGGAAUGACUGCUGCGCGUCAAUGUGCGUGCGUGCGCCUCGAAAUCCCAGAGAUGAGCCUUCAUUUUGCGCACAAGACAGCCGGAUAAAAAUAAAACGCUGAAUUGAUACAGGCUGGGGUGGAACUCAGAGUUUCUGGAGCACUUUUGUGCGUGUUGUGGGGGGAUAUUUCCGGGACGUCUGUGGAUUUCUUUUGGAGCUCCAGUGGAUUUUCUUCCGGAACUUGCACAUUUUUUUUCUUACACACGCGUUUAACAUCCUGAGCCCUUUUCUGUUCAUUUCUCUGUAACUCGAUUAAAAAAAAUGAGUUUCUCCGGCUUGCAUGUGGCCAUUAUUAUGCUUGCAUGCCUUGCCCUGCGCGUGCACGGCAGCGGGGGCUCGGACCCCUCUGCCCCGCAUGCAUGCGCCUCCUGCGGCCUCAGGACGGCGGAGCAGCCGGUGGUGGACAUCGACUUCGUGGAGGCGGUGAAGAGGCACAUCCUGGACCGGCUGCAGAUGCGGGAGCGGCCCAACAUCACCCACCCGAUCCCCAAGGCGGCCAUGGUGACGGCGCUGCGCAGGCUGCACGCGGGGAAGGUGCGGGAGGACGGCCGCGUGGAGAUCCCCAGCGUGGACGGGCAGAACUUCAACAACGAGGUCCAGUCCGAGACCUCCGAGAUCAUCAGCUUCGCGGAGUCCGAUGAACACACGUCUCCCAAAUCCGGCCUGUUCUUCCUGAUCUCCAACGAGGGACACCAGAGUCUGUUCGUGUCCCAGGCCAACCUCUGGCUAUACUUCCGACUGCUUCCGGGCAAUCUUGAGAAGGGCCUCCGGCGGAAGAUCACUGUCAAGAUCCACUACCAGGAGGCAGGGGCUCUCGGUGGUGCCGAGGGAAUCCCCGGAGGCGGCGGAGGGGGGACGGGCCGCUGGGUGCUGGUGGAGAAGCGGGUGGACCUGAAACGCAGCGGUUGGCACACGUUCCCACUGUCGGAAGCGGUCCGGGCCGUGUUUGGGAAGGGCAACCGCAGACAGGACCUGGAGGUCCAGUGCGACGGCUGUGACGCUGCCGGCGUGGCCUCUGUGCUGGUUGAACCGGGCGACCCCUCCCAUCGGCCCUUCCUAGUGGUGCGUACGCGACAGGUGGACGGGAAGCACCGCAUCCGAAAGCGGGGUCUGGAGUGUGACGGCAACAGCGGCGGUUUGUGCUGUCGGCAGCAGUUCUACAUAGACUUCCGCCUAAUCGGUUGGAAUGACUGGAUCAUUGCGCCGGCCGGUUACUACGGCAACUACUGCGAAGGCAGCUGCCCGGCCUACAUGGCCGGGGUCCCGGGAUCAGCCUCUUCCUUCCACACCGCGGUGGUGAACCAGUACCGCAUGCGAGGGAUGAGCCCGGGCUCGGUCAACUCCUGCUGCAUCCCGACCAAACUCAGCACCAUGUCCAUGCUUUACUUCGACGACGAGUACAACAUCGUCAAGAGGGACGUUCCCAACAUGAUCGUGGAGGAGUGCGGCUGCGCCUGAGCGCGCCCCGACCCCCCCCCUGGCGUCAAAACUCAGAACCGUCACAAAGGCCUUUUGUACAAACGAGACGUUGUUGUACGCCACACUUACAAGAACAUCUGCAUCUACUGAACGAGCACGCGGCUCCCGCCACGCCGGCAGGCACGCAAUCACCGCGACCAGCCUAGUAUCUGUGUGUGAGUGUGCGCUGGCGUGAGAGUGUGUAUUUAUCUACCUGAGUGGAACGCUCGCCGCCAGUUUCUGUCCGUCCUGAAGCCGACGGGUCAGCGACGAGUCAAGAAGGGAACCAUUAUCACCAAAUGAUACUUCUAGUUUGCCAUAUCUAGUCAAAAAACAAUGGCUUACAGGCUUGCUCAAAAGUUAGAGCGUGUCUUUUAAUCUUGUUUUGAGUGUAAAAUCAUAAAUGUCACCUGAUUCUAGAGGAUCUUUGCCAAAAACUAUCUCCCGAAACAAAACAACACGUAACUGUUUUUAACUAUUUAAAAAGAUUUCGCCAAAUGAAAAAAACACCCUGCAACACUCUUCACACUUUCUGAGGGGUUUUCUGCCUAAAUGCCGUGUUUGGAUUAGGAUGUCAGGCGCUGAUUAAUUGAUUCAUUGAU
This is a messenger RNA of Cololabis saira (Pacific saury), 2419 nucleotides long. It is a transcript of the gene inhbb, whose product is annotated as inhibin subunit beta B. The transcript has 2 exons. Gene Ontology annotation, biological process: SMAD protein signal transduction; BMP signaling pathway. Gene Ontology annotation, cellular component: extracellular region. NCBI's taxonomy places the organism in Eukaryota, Metazoa, Chordata, Actinopteri, Beloniformes, Belonidae. The record is from RefSeq and is a predicted model, not a curated record. The coding region runs from base 621 to 1817 and encodes 398 amino acids. Gene Ontology annotation, molecular function: cytokine activity; growth factor activity.